This is a messenger RNA of Chara braunii, 800 nucleotides long. Lineage: Eukaryota; Viridiplantae; Streptophyta; Charophyceae; Charales; Characeae. The record is from the annotation of a GenBank genome assembly.
GGGGUAGUCGCACUGGCUUAACCUGUUUGUGUUUAACUAAUUUGCCAGCUCUGGUUGGUGGUUGGCGUGUGUAUGUGUGUGUGUGUGGUUGUGGAGGGGGGGGGGGCGCAAGAAGACCAGAAAGUGGAGUGCGGAAGGACAAGGGGACAUUUUUGGUCCAGUGCAGGGGGUGGGAAAGGCGAGGCUGAAGAGUGUAUAACUGGGGGGGGGGAGGUCGGGGGAGGGUGGACGGUGCAACGAGGGAGUGUUACGGGUCGGUGCGUGCCCCAGGAUUGACAAAGGAGGAGGAGAAGGAGGRAAGUGAUGGCGGCAGCCAUGGCUUUUGAACCUGAUCACGCGAAAUGGAAUGUUAUAUAUCCAAUAUACAUAAAUUCGAAGAAGACGCUGGCAGAAGGACGCAAGAUCUGCAAGUCCAAAGCUGUGGAGAAUCCGACGGUUAACGAGAUCUUCGACUGCUGUCAAUUUCUGAAAUUGCCUUGCCAUCCGGACAAGUGUUAUUCCAGAGAUUACAUGCAGAGAGGAAGAUUGCGUGUUCAAAUCAAGUCUUCUGGAAUGCCCAUAAACCCAGAUAUCCCGAACAGACAAUCCCUUCUGGUGGAGGUUGCAAAGCUUGUUCCAAAACAUGCAAAUCGAACACGAAAGCAGCAAGAGUCUGCAUCUGCAAGCGGUAGCGGUCCAGAAGUGAAGAAGAGUGGAAAGGGAGGGAAGAAAAAAAAUAGAUGACUGCUGCAUCUCUCUCUUGUGGAGGAGGUGGACRCWGAGGCGCUGGAUUGUUUCAUUCAUACAAUGCAGUUCACUUU